Messenger RNA from Carya illinoinensis, 1111 nucleotides. Its product is annotated as transport and Golgi organization protein 2 homolog. Lineage: Eukaryota; Viridiplantae; Streptophyta; Magnoliopsida; Fagales; Juglandaceae. The coding region runs from base 208 to 1011 and encodes 267 amino acids. The record is from RefSeq and is a predicted model, not a curated record. The transcript is spliced from 5 exons.
GGUAAAGCCAGGCGGUAUAGUAGCAUUAUGCUAUCUCCACAUAAUGGCAAGCUGAUCGGACAGGUACAGUAAACCGACAGUGCCAUAGGGGAAUUAACCUAUUCAGAAAGCGAACUGAAAAGAUUGGUCGAGUAGCCCUGGACAGAGGGAGAAGACCAAAAUUCAUUGGCUCAAAAAAUUGAGGAUUUGUAUGCCACCAAAUUAACCAUGUGUAUUGCAGCGUUUCUAUGGCAAGCUCAUCCACUAUACCCGCUCGCAAUCUUGCUUAACAGGGACGAAUAUCACAAUCGCCCUACGAGGCCAUUGGAAUGGUGGGAAGGCGGUGAAAUUUUGGGAGGGAGAGAUGAAAUGGCAGGUGGGACAUGGCUGGCUUGUAGCAGGAAUGGACGGGUGGCUUUCCUCACAAAUGUCAGGGAAAUUCAGAAACUUCCGGAGGCUAGGAGUAGAGGGGACCUCCCAGUUCGGUUCUUGCAGAGCAAAAAUAUGCCCAUGGAGUUUGCAGAAGAACUGGAAAAGGAGGCGGAUCAAUACAAUGGGUUUAACCUGAUAUUGGUUGAUCUUUGUUCCAAAACCAUGUGUUAUGUGACUAACAGAGCAAAAGAAGAUAACAAGUUUGCUACCAAGGUGGAACCUGGGAUUCACGUGUUAACAAAUGCACUGUUAGACUCUCCAUGGCCAAAGGCUCAACGACUGCAUAACAAUUUCAAAGAACUAUUGGAUAAAUGGAAAGAAGAAGAACUACCCAUGAAAGAAAUGGUUGGAAAGCUAAUGAUGAACACAAUUAAAGAUGAAGAUGAAAGCAUCCUGCCUCACAUUUAUCCUCCAAAAUGGGAAUACCAAUUAAGCUCCAUACUUGUCGACGCAGACACUCCAAUUGGACGUUAUGGUACUAGAAGCACUUCUGCAUUGUUUGUGAAAGCAACAGAUGAAGUAGACUUUUACGAGAGGCAUCUGGAGAAUGAACUGUGGAAAGAAAAGGCUGUAUCUUACCGAAUAGAAAAAACGAAGUGAUUGGUAAGAUGAUAGCUGUACAAACUCUGUUUGGCUAAUCUCAUCUGUAACGGAAUUUCAAAAUGGUUCGAGUUGAAAUGCUCAGGGCUCGUUUGGGUAA